Plenodomus lingam JN3 is the source of this 978-nucleotide messenger RNA. RefSeq lists its product as uncharacterized. Gene Ontology annotation, biological process: protein secretion; Golgi organization. The record is from RefSeq and is a predicted model, not a curated record. NCBI's taxonomy places the organism in Eukaryota, Fungi, Ascomycota, Dothideomycetes, Pleosporales, Leptosphaeriaceae. Gene Ontology annotation, cellular component: Golgi apparatus.
AUGUGCAUUGCGAUCCUCACCACCGCACAUCCAGACUACCCCUUCAUACUGCUGAACAACCGAGAUGAAUACCUCCAUCGCCCAACAGCAGAAGCAACAUGGUGGCCUGAACCAGACUCCCAAGUCCUUGGCGGCUACGACUUGCACCGUCCUGUUCACGGCACAUGGCUAGGCGUCACACGUCAAGGUCGCGUCGCCGUACUAACCAAUUACCGCGAGCAAGACUCGAGCAUCGUAAUCGGCGCCCGAAGUCGCGGUCUCAUACCAAACGAAUGGUUGAAAUCUGAUCCCACGGCCCAAGAAUCCACCGAAGCCUUCGCCAAGCGCAUGAUCGAAGGCGAUGGCGUCCAAGGCGUAGGCGGCUUCUCCCUCUGUUACGGCUUCAUCCAAGAUGUCGUCCAACGCAACCCUAACCCCAGCGACACCCCCAAGGGCCUUGCCAUUGUCAGCAACCGUACCCCCGAAGUCUCCGCCGUCCCACGUCUGCUCUCCCGCCCGGGCGAAACCCACGCCCUCAGCAACGCCGCCUUUACCGAUCGCUCCUGGCCCAAAGUCCUCAAUGGCGAAUCCUGGACCAACGAGGCAAUCGCCGCCUCGAUCGCCGCCAACGAGACGCGCGACCAGCUCGUAGACCGCCUCCUCGCCGUCCUCAGUCGGGACACGAUGCCCCGGCAAAAGGAAAACGAGGACUGGGACAUGUAUCUCAACCAGCUACGGCACAGCAUCUUCAUUCCGGCGAUUGGCAAGGACCACCUGGACGAGCAUAAGAUGCCGGCGCAUGAGGUGGGCGAUGUGGUCAAGCACAAGGCCGUGGAUGCGACGAGUGGCUGCUAUGGCACGCAGAAGAGUAUUGUGGUGUUGGUGGAUAGGAAUGGGAAGAUGUUUUAUCUAGAGCGCACGCUGUAUGAUGGGGAUGCGAGGCCGAUUGAAAAGGGCUUGGGGGAUCGGAGGUUUGAGUUUCAAAUUGAGGGGUGGUAG